AUGUGGCGCCGAACAUACCUCGUCCUCAUCCUGGUGCGGCUGUGGUUCGCCAUGUCGCCAAGCUAUCUGCACCCGGACGAGAACUUCCAAGGACCGGAAGUGAUCGCUGGCGAAGUGUUUAGCUACCCCGUCCGACUCACCUGGGAGUUCACGAGCGACCACCCGAUCCGAAGCGUCUUCCCAUUAUGGCCGGUGUACGGCCUCCCGAUGUUCCUCCUGCGCUGGCUAUGGAUCGGCAACGGCGGCGACGGCGAAAUCCCCCCGCAUGUCGUAUUCUGGGUCUUGCGCCUCCUCAUGUUCGUCAUGAACUUUGUGCUGCUCGACUGGGCGAUCUACGAGCUGGUGCCGGCCAAGCGUCACCGGCAGACUGCGGUUGUUCUUGUCGCGUCGUCGUACGUGACGUGGACCUACCAGACACACACGUUUUCGAACUCGGUUGAGACGCUCGUGGUUGCCUGGAGUCUGGUCCUGAUCGACCGCAUCGUCGAAGGGCGCCAAGACCGUGCUUCGGUGCUCGCCCCCUCGAUCCUGGGCAUUGUUGUGGUGUUUGGCAUAUUCAACAGAAUAACUUUCCCUGCCUUUUUGCUGAUUCCCGGCCUUCGUUUGAUACCCUACUUUAUUAAUAGACCGUUAUCUUUUACCGCACUUGCUCUGUCGGGCCUUUUGACGACAAUUGUCGCCAUCGCCUUCGACACUGCCUUCUACACGCCGCACCAGAUAUCCUGGGGAGACCUGCUUUUCCACCCCGUUAUCACACCUCUCAACAACCUCCUUUACAACAUGUCGCCCGCAAACCUCGCCGAGCACGGUCUGCAUCCCUGGUACCAGCACCUGCUGGCCAACAUUCCCCUGCUGAUAGGCCCGGCGGCAGCGCUUCUCUUCCUCCAACCGCACCUGUCCCUGCGGCUCUAUUCGGCCGUGUCGGGUAUCUUUGUGCUGUCCAUUUUCCAGCACCAAGAGGCACGCUUCUUGCUGCCUACGAUCCCGCUGAUCCUGUCCUCGGUGCAGCUACCGCGCAACUCGCGCCUGCUGCAUGCUUGGGUGUCUGCGUGGAUCGCAUUCAAUGUGCUCCUUGGCAUCCUGAUGGGUGUGUAUCACCAGGGCGGCAUUGUGCCGACGCAGAUUUUCAUGAGCCGGCAGCCGGACGCGACACAGGCGAUCUGGUGGAAGACGUAUAGCCCACCGAUAUGGCUGCUGAACGGCAAGAACGAGGUGCUCCAGACACGCGACGUCAUGGGCCUGCCGGGCGACCAGCUCAUGGAGCAGCUGACGGCGCUAGCGACGUGCGACACGCCGGCGGACCGGCGCAACAAUGAGUACCUCAAGGAGAAGAACGGCACAUACCUGAUCGCGCCGCUGUCGGCGACGUGGCUCGACCAGUACCUGCCCAACAAGGGCCUCGAGGGCCUGCGCUUCCGCGAGGUGUGGCGCUACCGCCAACAUCUGAACCUGGACGACUUGGACUGGGGCGACGAUGGCGUGUGGAACACGCUGUCGCGGGUGGUCGGGCGGCGCGGCAUUGCCGCAUGGCGUGUGACCAAGAGUUGCCCCGACCAGCGCAAGCGGUGA
Molecule: messenger RNA, 1569 nt
Organism: Sporothrix brasiliensis 5110
Lineage: Eukaryota; Fungi; Ascomycota; Sordariomycetes; Ophiostomatales; Ophiostomataceae
Product: phosphatidylinositol glycan, class Z
Exons: 3
Coding region: 1-1569 (522 amino acids)
Biological process (GO): GPI anchor biosynthetic process
Cellular component (GO): endoplasmic reticulum membrane
Molecular function (GO): alpha-1,2-mannosyltransferase activity
Source: RefSeq, a predicted model, not a curated record